AUUCCUUUAUCCCGGCUAUUCUCAUCGGCAACAAAUACCACUCCAGGCCAGCGCUAUGAGAUUCCACCAAGCCGACUCCAAUCCAAAAGCCAUCCACAGGGCUUUGAAACCAUCCAAGCACAGGUUGAACCAUAUUUUGCCUCGAAUUGGAAAUUCGCCAGCGAAAAGGAGAAGAAGGGUUUCCUCGCACUCGGAUUCUCCCGCGCUUUCAGCCAAUUCUUCCCACUCACCCUUAACGAUAGGGUAGAGACAACUUGCAAGAUGCACUACCUUGCUCUCUUGAUUGAUGACCAGCUGGAGAAGAUGGACGCGUCGGAGAUGCUAUCCUAUCGAGACAGGGUCAUGGGUAUCGCAAAUGGUGCAAUCCAGCCCGAUAGAGAGAUCUGUCUUGAAUGGAUGCUUAGUGACACCAUCCGGCAAAUGCACUCCAUGGACGACCUUCUGGUCCACGAUCUCAUUCAAGGAUUCUGCACGCUCCUUCGCGCCCAGACGGCUACAGAACGUCGAUCAAUCAGACAUCUUGGUCCGUAUCUUGGGGCCAGGGAAGUGGAUGUGGGCAGACCGUUUUAUACCGCAUUAAUGAGAUUCGGAGCCAAUCUCCAUCUCACCCCGACAGAACUCAGCAGAGCCGCGGAUCUUGAAACAUCUGCGUUUCGGUUCAUGGGUGUCCUCAAUGAUAUCUAUAGCUGGAACCGGGAAUGGAGGGUUUAUCAGGAAAAUCCCAUCGAUGGAGCUCGACCUUUCUCUGCCAUCUAUAUCCUGUCGCAAGAAACAGGGUUGCCCUACGCGGCCUGCAAAAGACUAAUGUAUAGCUACUGCCGAGAAUUGGAGAUUGUUCUUAAGCAAUCGGGGGAUGAUAUCAGAUCUGCAAGUGCAGAACUGACCCCGGAUAUGGAGAAGUAUAUCAAAGGAUUGGAAUAUCUUAUGAGUGGUGUUGAAACUUGGAGCCAAUGGACACCACGAUAUAAGGAAAUGUGA
Messenger RNA from Penicillium riverlandense, 978 nucleotides. RefSeq lists its product as uncharacterized. The annotation marks the transcript as partial. Lineage: Eukaryota; Fungi; Ascomycota; Eurotiomycetes; Eurotiales; Aspergillaceae. The transcript is spliced from 3 exons. The record is from RefSeq and is a predicted model, not a curated record.